Molecule: messenger RNA, 1432 nt
Organism: Durusdinium trenchii
Lineage: Eukaryota; Dinophyceae; Suessiales; Symbiodiniaceae
Source: the annotation of a GenBank genome assembly
GGUUUCUAGGUGUGAAACGAAUCCGAAGGAUUAAAAAUAGACCAUUGUCCCUCUUUAAGACCAGAUACUUAGGUGCUCAUGAGGCAUGGACGCAUGUGGAAGCUUUGAAGUGAUCCUCUUUGUUGGCUGAAGGGUAUGGCAAAGGUCAAUGGGUCAACACAGAUUCAGCAGACCUGUACCGAUCCGAGAUUCUAGGUGUAUCGAUACCAACUAAUUGUGGAAUCACAUUUAUUUCACCAAACAUCUAAUGACAUUGAUGCAUUUCAUUACAUUUUCCAUCAUUUUCCCAAAACUCUGGGUCUCUGAUUCAAGUGCAUUGUAUUCACAUGAAUACUUCCAGAUCUUUUUUUUUCCUCCUUUGGAUGUGCCUCGGACGCCUAGGACGAUGCUUUCAGUCGUGAAACCGGCCCGCAGGCUUACGGUUUCGGCCCUGAGUUUGGACCCCAAAGAAAGACCUCUCAUGGUCCGAAGUCUCUCCAUGUGGCGCCUCCUCCGCUCGGGUGCUUUCUUGGGCGCGCUGGUCUGCUCCGAAGGGCGUGCGGAAGGUCCCGCGACGACCGCGACGACCGCGACGGUCGGAGAGGAAGGUCCAUGGGAAGACGAGUGCUUGGAUGCUCAAUGCGCGGUGAAGAUGCUGCAACUUCAUGCUGCAGCGAGUGAGCAAGAAUUGGAGGUGUUGAAUGGCACUAGCUGUCGAAACUUCAUUCUUACCGGUAAGGUGCAAAUGGUCCACUACCGGAACUGGGCGGUCGGACGUGCAAAGGCUCACAACGUCAGGGGCUGGGUCGCCAAUGGAGGAGACAAAAGUUAUGAUGGUUCUCAUUCUCCAUGUCCCACCUGCGGCUGUGUCUUGGGCCACGUCGAGGGUUCAGCGGACGCUGUUGGAGCCUUCGUGAGAGAGAUGUGUCGAGGAGGGCCACCGCACUCCCAUGUGGCCUCAUGCAAAGUUGAAGAGGCCAGCUGCUUCGGAUGUGGCCCCUUCUACAAGGAGUACCACUUUUGCAAAACCUGGACGGUCUCGCACUGCAAAAGUCGAUGUUGAUGCCUGCGCGGCCACAUGCUGCCUGAGCGGCAAUGAUGUGACCCACAUCGGAAUAAAUGAUAACAUUCGACUAAACUGAAUGAUUCAUGGCGCAAGAAACCACCAGAAAAUAUGUUAUUAUAUUAUAUAGAUCAUUGUUGGCACAUGAAAUGGUUUUCUGGUUGCCGUGACCAGCAGAGGUUUCUCUCGACAUCGAUGGAAAAGAUGUGCCAGGGACAGGCGGUCACGGGCAUGGGCAGCUUUCCAUGCUCCGCUGGGCCCAGUGGGUACAAGUGAACAUGGAGGUGGUGCAAAAACCUAGUGACCCGCUACAGUUGGUCCACAUUUUUGUUUCCCUUUUACAGGCGGGUUUGGAUGAUGCGGGUUUCUCCGUUUCUGAAUGGUGUGGCC